Molecule: messenger RNA, 7388 nt
Organism: Cololabis saira (Pacific saury)
Lineage: Eukaryota; Metazoa; Chordata; Actinopteri; Beloniformes; Belonidae
Gene: prdm2b
Product: PR domain containing 2, with ZNF domain b
Exons: 7
Coding region: 1-5115 (1704 amino acids)
Cellular component (GO): nucleus
Molecular function (GO): protein binding; histone methyltransferase activity
Source: RefSeq, a predicted model, not a curated record
AUGGCCAUUACCGGAGGGACGGUGGAGACUCUGGAUGACAUUCCAGCUAAUGUGUGGAAUGGUUUGCCUGACUGUCUGCACCUCGGACCCUCUGAUAUAAAUCAAAGCCGCAUCGGUGUCUGGGCCACAAAAAUAAUUCCUAAAGGCAAACGAUUCGGUCCAUUUGUUGGAGACAAGAAAAAAAGGUCUCAGGUGACCAGCAAUGUUUACAUGUGGGAGGUUUAUUUCCCAGCUCGAGGAUGGAUGUGUAUUGAUGCCACAGACCCCAUGAAGGGGAACUGGUUAAGAUAUGUGAACUGGGCUCGUUCCAGUGAAGAGCAAAAUCUUUUUCCACUGGAGAUCAACAGAUCCAUUUACUACAAAGUUUUGAGGCCAAUCAGCGCCGGAGAGGAGCUGCUGGUGUGGUACACACGGGAAGACAACCCGGAGAUAACAGCUGCGCUGGAGGAAGAAAGAGCCAGCACUCUGAGCAGGAAAAAGUCGCCCAGAGCCAAGCGAGCGAGGAGAAAGCUGCUGGAAAAAGCCAGACAAGCUGGUUUGGGUGGAUUCAAGAAAACUAGUGGAACCGAACAAAUUGUGAAGGAGAUGUGGGAGGGUGGAGAAGGUGUAAAGGAGGAAGAAGAUAGACCAUUGAGGACCUCGCAGGGACUCGAGGAUGGCCAUCCAUAUGGGAACACUGAUCACAACGAUGUGGAGGACAUGUCAUUAACAGUGAUGAACAGAGUAAACUGGGAGGAGGAGGAGGCUGAAGAGGAGGAGGAGCAAGAAGAAGAGGAGGAAGAUAGUGAUGAUACACGUGAAAUGCAGCAACAAACUUCUCAGGAAUUAACUGUAGCUGAAACCACGCAAAAUAAGCAGUCUGGCCCAUUGCUAACCUGUGGUGAAGAAAGCCAUAAGGAUUCACAGGUGAAGUUAGAAUAUUCUUUGGUUGCAGGAGAGCAGCAAGAGGUUCCACCUAAUGUUGACCCUGAUGCUGAGCUUGAGGGUGAACCACAAGGAGAAUCAUAUUCUUGUCCCCACUGUGAACGCCACUUUUCCACUAGACAGGGUCUUGAGCGUCAUGCACACAUUCACGCCAUCAGCAACCAGCAAGCACAACUCUUCAAGUGCCGAUACUGCAAUAAAUCCUUUGGCUCACAGGUGGGACGGCGGCGGCAUGAGCGAAGACAUGAAAGUGGGUUUAAGAAAAAGCCCGGCUUCCUGGCUGGGGCUAUCAGUGUACUCAGUCCUGUGAUUCAGACUGAUUCGAGUCCUGACUGCACUACCCCUACUAGUCACUAUAUAGCCAUAGGGUCCCAGUUUACAGGAGUGCAUGUGCAAACCCCUGAGAAAAAGGAGCUGGGACCUCAUGCUGACCGUCCCUUAACAUUGGAUGAAAAUGGGGAGUCAAAAGAACUCCAUCCCUGCAAGUACUGUAAUAAAGCAUUUGGCACACACACCAACAUGCGCAGACACCAACGGAGAAUACACGAAAGGCACUUGUUACCAAAGGGAGUUCGCAGGAAAGGCAUGCUGUUGCAGGACGCAUCAGCUCAGCAGACCGGCGCGGCCCUCAGCACCAGCCCUCCCACUGUUUAUGUGCCCAGUGCAGAUACAGAGGACGAGGCAGAUGGGGAUGAUUAUGCAGUUGACAUAUCGAAAAACAUCUCUGAAAAUCUAAGCUUCUACAUUGAUGGCAAGAUUGUGUCCACAAGCGCAGUGAGUGGUUGUGAGGUGAUAGAGGUGGAUUCAAGAUCUGCAUCUCUGUUUGGGUUGGACACAGUCAUCAUCAGUCAAAAUCAGAUCAAUCAAGCACUGAAGGUUGAGGCCAGAACAAACGUUGUAAAACAAAUCUCCAGUGGUGGGCAGUCUGCGUCCAAAAGGAGAACAUCGACACCUCCUCUUGUUACUAGUCUAAAAGUAGAGACGGACACAACUCCAUCAUCGUCGUCAUCAUCAUCAUCAUCCUCCACAUCUUCCUCAUCAAAAUUGUUAGUCGGUGGACUAUUUCAGCAAGCAACAGAUUCGGCAGCAUUUCAGCGGGAGAAACCAGUUUACCUCUCACCGAAGCUCAAACAGCUCCUUCAGACUCAAGACUUUCAAAAAUCAACCUUAGCUCUCAUAACAGACAGCCAUAGGCUGGCUUCCCCGCUCUCAGUCCCGCCACUGCACGGGGCUUCAGGGAGGUAUAAAAGAAGAACAGCUUCUCCCCCAUCAUCUCCCCAGCUCAGUCCUGCUGGUAAAACUGAAAGCUGUCAAGGUGAAGGGGUGAAUCCUCUCAUGCUUAAGGUGCCAAAGCUUGAAAGUCACAGUGUGCCACCUCCUGAGAGCAUGUUGGAGAUAAAUGAUGGAGAUUCUCUAAGCUCCCCUGGAAAUUCGGCCCACAGCCAAGCUUCCUCUAGUAGUGGAGGAAACUCCUGUAACCAACAGCCCUUGGAUCUCUCAAACUCUGUCAGUAAACAUACCGAUGGCUUGAACAGGGUACUUGGGGAUUCAGCUCUGGACUUGAGCUUACAUCGCAAGAGUGCGGUCAAACCAGAACUGAAGGGAAAUUCAGCGUCCCAGUCUGUUAAAAAGAAAAAGCCUAACACCAGUAUGCUUGAAAAAGUGCUCAUGAAUGAUUAUGUUGGUCUGGCCUUGCCAGCAGAAGAGGGCCCCUCAGCCCUGACAAACCCAAGUGGUUUCCAUUCUCGGUCUUCAAACACUGCAUCAGAAUCUGCUCACCCAUCUCCACCAUCUUUGACCCCUGUCACAAUGAAUCCCUGUUCCCCCGACUCCUGCAGCGUAUCAUCUCCAACACCUCCUCCCCCGGUCCUACCUACCAUACCAUCUCCACCGGCUAUGCCUAGCUCUCCUCUGCCUUCAGACUCUCCUGCACAGAGACCUCUUCCUGUCCUCUCUCCUAAAAUGUCUCCAAGAUCAAUUGAACACAAGCACUCAUCGGACUCGGCUGAGGAUUAUUUAACUGAGGAAAACAAAGAUGAAGAUGAGAAGCAAAUCUUUAGCUCACUGGAUUCCUUAAGUACUCCCCUUGAAGGUCCCCCACUUUCUUUAACACCAAGUCCUCCUGGGCCUGCAGCAGUAGAUCUACCUAUUGCAGAGGAUAACGUUUCUCUGCCUGCAACUUGCAACAGUCAGCUUAAUGGCAUUGUCACAGAAAACGAGACAUCUUUGAAAUUGGAGUCUACUGCACUCUCAUCCCACCCUGAAUUAUUGUCUUCCUCAGCACCUCACUCUCCUAAAUCACAGGAGUCAUCUCUGUCGCUUGUUUCCCAAUCUUUUCCUCAGAUUAAAGUGAAGGAGGAGCCUCAGCACUGUGAAGACGAGUUAUCAGUUACAAAUGAUGCGCCUCAGUUUUGUCCCGACUCUUCUCCCCCUCUCGCUACUCCUGAAAAACCGUCUAAGACCUCUGAGGCAGAGGAACUUGAUUUGUCUUACUGCAAGACAUUUGUGUGUAAUGUCUGCGAAGAGCCGUUCAACUCCAUUAAAGAGCUCAGCGCCCAUAUCACAGAGCACGCUACAGACUGGCCCUACAAGUGUGAAUUUUGCGUUCAGCUGUUUGGCGAUGCCCCUGCUCUGCUGACUCACCGGACGACUCUGCACGGAGUGGGUCAGAUCUUUGUAUGUUCCGUCUGUUCCAAAGAGUUUGCCUUUCUUUGUAAUCUCCAGCAGCACCAAAAGGAUCUGCAUCCUAACGAGACAUGUUCACAUACUACUGUAGAGAGUGGUAAAAUUAGGCCACAGAAUUACACAGAUAUAUCCAGAGCCAAAGAGGAAAGCAGUCCUUCGACACCAGCACCAGAACUGUCUGAUGAGAAUUCUCCACACCCAGACCCUCUUUUAGCAAAAGAAGAGGCGGAUGUAAAUGGUAAUCAUACAGAAGACCCCAACGAGGAGUUGUACACUACAAUAAAGAUUAUGGCCUCAGAAGGAGGAAAGCCUAAGGGCCCGGAUGUCCGAUUUGGCAUCAAUCAACACUAUCCCAGUUUUAAACCACCCCCUUUCCCUUAUCACAGCCGUUCUCAUGCUAGCUCAGUGGCCUCCGCCACAAACUUCACUACUCACAACAUACCACAAACGUUCAGCACCGCCAUUCGUUGCACCAAGUGUGGCAACAGUUUUGACAACAUGCCUGAACUUCACAAGCAUAUACUGGCCUGUGCCAAUGCCAGCGAUAAGAAGCGUUACACUCCCAAGAAAAACCCCAUCCCCCUCAAACAAAUCGUGAAGAGUCCAAAUGGAGUCGCGUCACCGACAGCAAGCACUGCAGGCCAGGGUGCUUUCCGUAGGAUGGGUCAGCCAAAGAGACUAAACUUUAAUCAAGAUAUCGGUAAAACAAAAAUGAGUGCCCUCAGUAAGAAGAGAAACCAGCUGGUCCAGAAGGCGAUCUCUCAGAAAAAUAAAGCUGCCACUACUGUAAAGAAGGCUUUUGUCAAAGUGGAAGAAGAGUCGGCCUCUAGCGUCUGUCCCCACUGCAGUCGGGAGUUCACUUACACUGCAAGUCUGACUAAACAUAUGGCAAUCAGCUGUCCCAUGAAGCCUGUUGUUACUAAAAAGGGCAAAAAAGGUCUGGCAGAGGUGAAAAAGGAGGCUGUUUCUGUUGUAGAUAAAAAUACAUGUAGAAAAAAGGCUUCAGACUGUGACACACAAACGGAGCCAGAGGCUAAACCUCUGGGUAAGACCAGGGCUCGUAGCUCUGGUGCAGCAGACCCUGAAUCCUUGCAGGCAAGCAAAGGAAAAACUGCUGCUAAAAUGGGCCGGCUAAAAAGGCCUGCCCUCUACACGAAACCGGUUUCUGCUAGCAAAAAAACCAAGAAGGGUCUAGUUCAGCCUUCACCUCACACCCUUCCAGCCCUGGCCGCUCCUAGUGACCCGGCACAGCAGCCCGCCGCGAGAAUGCAGCGGCCAGCAGCGGGCAAGGAGCCAGCACUAAAGAGGUCGACAGAGACCAAGUCGCCACCGUCAUCACAACAACUGAAGAAGGAAGAGCGGUUCUCCCUCCGAAUGAGAGAGAGGCUGGGUGGUCCGGUGACCAGGAGUUCACAGAUGGCAAACGCAGCUCCUCCUGCUGAGCUGAAACCUGAGGAACCACCAGUGCAAGAGCCAAAAGAAUCUCAGGAGCUGCUGAUGAAAUAAGCCAUGAUGACAGUGUCGAGCUCUUCCUUGGAAUAGUCUUCACCUAUCAGAGAUCCCUCUGGACUCAACUAGGCACUGAGGAUGACCUUUUUUCUAUUUUUUUUUUCCAUCCAAGACUCUGCUGCCUAUCUGAACUGCCUCCGCUGGAUUAAAGGAGGGAACUCUUAUCUUUCAUCUAUUUUAUGGACUAAACUGAGCCUUGAUUUCUGCCAGCCUUGCAAAAAAAGAAAAACAAACAAAAACUGUAGAUGACAGUGAGUUAAUAUAUAUAUAUACAACACGCGUCAUUACUUGACCCAAAACAGUAAGGUUAGGGCUCCGUUACUUUAGAAAACUGAUAUAUUGCAAAUGGCAAUCAUCAUAAUUCAGUUUGUGAGGUAAAUUUGUUAAUUAUUUUGUUCCAUAUUUUCCAUUUGGGUUUCUUAGAUGUUCAACACUCUGUUAAUGCAUGUCCUAAAUAGAAAAAAACCCUAGAUGAAGCCGGUUCCCAGGUCUCCCCCAGUGGGUGCAUACUUCGGUUUAUACAUGCUGUAUGUAAGUAUGUAUUUUUUGAUUUAAAAUUUUGUAGUCAAAGUAGAAUAUAUCUUAUUGGCAUAUUUUUGUUUGGGAAACAAAAAUCAAAGUGGCUGUUUUUUUUGUUUUUGUUUUUUUUUUUACUGCAGCAGUUGGUCCUCAGGAACAGGAAGAUUGUGACUUGUUUAUGGUUUGAGGUGCAACCUGACAGAUAUUCCUUCAUAGUCCAAAUCUCAAAUACUUGCUUUCUGCUUGGUCUAUCAGAUGUUGGCGGGUAAUUCCAGCUGUAGAUUGAUGGGAAUCAUUUCUUUGAAAUACUGUCUGUCUUGAAAGUAGUUUUUAAUAUCAUUCAAACAGCCCAGUGUUCUGACAGCACUUUAAAACAAACUGCCAAAACUUUAAUUAAGCUGGAUCGGCGAGGUCGGUGUCAUUACAGCAGCGCAUCUAUGGAAACUGUUCAGGUCUGUUACGCUCUUCAGAUAUUGAUAAUUUGCCCCAAAAAAUGGAGUAGAUCUUAUUUAAAAAGUUCUACUCUGUCAGCCUUUUCGCAAACAAGUCUAAACUGGUUUAGUCCGUUGAAGGGUUUUGACACAUGAAAAUGAAGAUCCGUUUUAAAUGGACGUUUACAAAGUCGUGUCUUUUUGUCUUAUUAUUUGAAAGCCAUGCUGAAAGAUUUGAGGACUGCUUGAGCGAGUCUACAUGUCGUGAUAAAUUCAUCCUGCCAAUGAAACGCUCCUGAUUGUAAAAUGUUUUCAGUUCAGUCUCUUCAGUCUUCACCAAGCUUUUCCCUCACACACAUGUGCAGCUGCACACAGGCAGCGCUUUGACGCUUGUAGCACAUUAUUGAAAAGUAAAUUGAACAACAUGAUUUGAAGCUAAUUCAUGUUUCAGUGAGAAAUCUUUGUUUUGCCUUUUCAGCAUCAAGAUGUAUAUUUAAGGAUGAACAAAAUUUAAAAAAAAAUCCUAAAUGACCUCAAAAUGUUGCUGUAAUUAACAUAAUAAAGAAAAAGUUUUGUUUUUUUCACUUUGUAUAAAAUUGUUAUUGUUAUUUUGCUUACGGGGUCUCAGUUGUACCCAGCUCUCGAAGACGUGGCGGGUGCAGAUGGUUCAUGUGUGGAAAUAUUCAUGUUGAUUAAAAAAAACAAAACAAAUUAAGUCCAAUUAAUGUGUAAUUUUAUUUCUACAGUAUCAUGAUUAUGUAUGUAUGUAUUUACAAUAUCAGGAAUUAUUACUUUGUGAUUGCAGAAGGAGAGAUUGUGAUUGAUUGCACUCUUAAAUGGGUUUGACUCUUAACACAUGAGACCUUAAUUUUAAACAUAAUUUAUUCCCCAGCCACCGCUGCUGUAAAGUUUCACAUAUUACAUUUACUGAUUGCCUUUUCCACUUGAAGCAAUAGCGGGACCUGCCAAUUUGUAGUGAAAAAAGUUUACAUUUGAUUUUAUUUUGAUGGAAGCUGGGGUGUCUGCCAUCAGCUGUGUUUUUAGCUGCACUCCAGGGUCCACAACUCUCAUCAGUGCAACUGUUUCUGGGAGAUCGGGUCAUUUGUUUUUGUUUGUUUUUUAGGAGCAGUUCAUUCGUCAGAAGGGGUUGAUGUGUAAGUCAGUUUCCCAAAUUCUUACCUGGACCUUGUUAAGCUUUAGAUGGGGAGCUGAACUUUGAGCAAGUGUAAGAAUUGAUAGAUAAAUGUAUGUAAUGACUAAUGUUGCAUGCAGGACAAUUUUUCAAAAUGAGUGUGAUUGCACGACUAAUUUUCUUUUUUU